This is a messenger RNA of Mustela erminea (ermine), 3104 nucleotides long. RefSeq names its product LEO1 homolog, Paf1/RNA polymerase II complex component (gene LEO1). Bases 64 to 2061 code for a protein of 665 amino acids. Gene Ontology annotation, biological process: transcription elongation by RNA polymerase II; positive regulation of transcription elongation by RNA polymerase II. Gene Ontology annotation, cellular component: nucleus; Cdc73/Paf1 complex. The transcript has 12 exons. NCBI's taxonomy places the organism in Eukaryota, Metazoa, Chordata, Mammalia, Carnivora, Mustelidae. Gene Ontology annotation, molecular function: RNA polymerase II C-terminal domain phosphoserine binding. The record is from RefSeq and is a predicted model, not a curated record.
UCCGUGCCGUAAAAACAGUCGCGGAGCCGCCCCCAGCCGAGGCAGCGGCAGACGAGCAGGGCAAUGGCGGAUAUGGAGGACCUCUUUGGGAGCGACGCCGACAGCGAUGCUGAGCGUAAAGAUUCUGAUUCUGGAUCAGACUCGGAUUCUGAUCAAGAGAAUGCUGCUUCUGGCAGUAAUGCCUCUGCAAGUGAAAGCGAUCAAGAUGAAGGGGGUGAAUCAGGAAAACCAAGUAAUAAGGAACUGUUUGGAGAUGACAGUGAGGAUGAGGGAGCUUCACAUCACAGUGGGAGUGAUAAUCACUCUGAAAGAUCAGACAAUAGGUCAGAAGCUUCUGAGCGUUCUGACCACGAAGACAAUGAGCCCUCAGAUGUAGAUCAGCACAGUGGAUCAGAAGCCCAUAAUGAUGAUGAAGAUGAAGGUCAGAGGUCAGAUGGAGGGAGCCAUCACUCAGAAGCAGAAGGUUCUGAAAAAGCACACUCAGAUGAUGAAAAAUGGGACAGAGAAGACAAAAGCGACCAGUCAGAUGAUGAAAAGAUGCAAAAUUCUGAUGAUGAGGAGAGGGCACAAGGAUCUGAUGACGAUAAACUGCAGAAUUCUGAUGAUGAUGAGAAAAUGCAGAAUACAGAUGAUGAGGAUAGGCCUCAGCUUUCAGAUGAUGAGAGACAACUGUCUGAGGAGGAGAAGGCUAAUUCUGAGGACGAACAACCAGCAGUUUCUGAUAAUGAGGAUGAGAAACAGAAUUCUGAUGAUGAAGAACGGCCACAGAUGUCUGAUGAGGAGAAACUGCAAAAUUCUGAUGAUGAAAGGCCACAGGCCUCAGAUGAAGAACACAGGCAUUCAGAUGAUGACGAGGAACAGGAUCGUAAAUCAGAAUCGGCAAGAGGCAGUGAUAGUGAAGAUGAAGUUUUACGAAUGAAACGCAAGAAUGCAAUUGCCUCUGAUUCAGAAGCAGAUAGUGACACUGAGGUACCAAAAGAUAGCAGUGGAGCCAUGGAUCUGUUUGGAGGUGCAGAUGAUAUAUCAUCAGGGAGUGAUGGAGAAGAUAAACCACCUACUCCAGGGCAGCCUGUUGAUGAAAAUGGAUUGCCCCAGGAUCAACAGGAGGAGGAGCCAAUUCCUGAGACCAGAAUAGAAGUAGAAAUACCCAAAGUAAACACUGAUUUAGGAAACGACUUAUAUUUUGUUAAGCUGCCCAACUUUCUCAGUGUAGAGCCCAGACCUUUUGACCCUCAAUAUUAUGAAGAUGAAUUUGAAGAUGAGGAAAUGCUGGAUGAAGAAGGUCGAACCAGGUUAAAAUUAAAGGUAGAAAAUACAAUAAGAUGGAGGAUACGCCGGGAUGAGGAAGGAAAUGAAAUCAAAGAAAGCAACGCUCGGAUCGUCAAGUGGUCAGAUGGGAGCAUGUCUCUGCAUUUAGGCAAUGAAGUAUUUGAUGUUUACAAAGCUCCACUACAGGGAGAUCACAACCAUCUUUUUAUAAGACAAGGUACUGGUCUACAGGGACAAGCCGUUUUUAAAACCAAACUCACAUUCAGACCUCACUCUACAGACAGUGCCACACACAGAAAGAUGACCCUGUCACUUGCGGAUAGAUGCUCAAAGACACAGAAGAUUAGAAUCUUACCGAUGGCUGGUCGUGAUCCUGAAUGUCAGCGCACAGAGAUGAUUAAGAAAGAAGAAGAACGUUUGAGGGCUUCUAUUCGUCGGGAAUCUCAGCAGCGCCGAAUGAGAGAGAAACAGCACCAGCGGGGGCUGAGUGCUAGUUACUUAGAACCUGAUCGCUAUGAUGAGGAGGAGGAAGGCGAGGAGUCCAUCAGCUUGGCUGCCAUUAAAAACCGAUAUAAAGGGGGCAUUCGAGAGGAACGAGCCAGAAUCUAUUCGUCAGACAGUGAUGAGGGAUCAGAAGAAGAUAAGGCUCAAAGAUUACUCAAAGCCAAGAAACUGACCAGUGAUGAGGAAGGGGAACCUUCUGGAAAGAGAAAAGCAGAAGAUGAUGAUAAAGCGAGUAAAAAGCAUAAGAAGUAUGUGAUCAGUGAUGAAGAGGAAGAAGAUGAUGAUUGAAGCACAAUGUGAAAACAUUUUAUGUAUUUUUGUACAGUUUAUUAAAUAUGUAAACAUGAGUUAUUUUGAUUGAAAUGAAUUGAUUUGCUUUUGUGUAAUUUUAAUUGUAAUAAAAAUUUUUUUAAAGCAAGUCUCUUUUCAGGAAAUCUACUUUAUCUAAAGCAAGUUGAUUUUGUUUAAACUUCACAGGAAGUCUUAAGUUUUAGUGAAUUCCUGCUGCUCUCCCCCUCCCCUACCCCCUACAAAGAAGCCUCCUAGUCAGGGUCAGGUGAGGCAAGUGAGGCAUUCCUCUGGAGUUCUGAGUUUAAGGGCCCAGAAAGAGCUUCUUGUGCUUGUUUCAGUUUGUUAGGGCUGCUAUAACUCUGUACCACAAACUGGGUAGCUUAAAACCACAGAAAUAUUCUCUUACAGUUCUGGAGCCUAGAAAUCCUAAAUCAAAGUAUUGGCAGGGUCACUCUCCCUCUGAAAGCUCUCGGGAAGAAUCCUGCCUUGCUGUGUGUUCGAGCUUCUGGGGCCUCCUGGCAGUCCUUGGCUUUUGGCAGCAGAACUCUGUUCUUUCCUUGGCCUUUACAUGGCUUAUUUCCCUUUGUUUGAUCUGUGUCUCUGUAUGUCUCCAGGUCUUCCUCUUCUUAUAUAAGGACACCAAGCAGUGUGUUUAGGACCAACCCUAUCCAGUAGACUUCUUAAUUAUAUCUGGAAAGACCCUACUGCUAAGUAAAGUCACAUUCUGAAGUUCUGGGUAGAUAUGAACCUUGUGUGGGAGGGUCUCUAUUCAGCCCAUUAUAGUAAUCAAGAUAAAUGAUACCAUGAUAUAUGACGUUUAAAAAAAAGGAACUAAUGCAAAAAUCCAUAAUGAUUAAAAUGUCAGAAUUUUAUGUAAACAGGACCUGAUGGCUGAAAUUAGGGUAAAACAAGUGAGGACAAUUGUGCAAGUACAGAGCUGGAUGGAUCCAUGCUUUUCUUAAAAAUUUGAUAAUGUAUUCCUGGGUCUUUCACAAGAGGCUUUAAAAAACAUUGUAUUGGGGCUCCUCAGUGGCUCAGUC